AUGGAAGCGGAAAGCAACUCCAGCCUCAGCCAGGACUCCGUGGCCAGUCUCACGGCGAGCGACGUGCUCAUUCACUCCACUGCUGUCCACAGGGAGAAGCCUAUUGAAGCUGUGACAGCUGCAGGUGGCCGUAUGAAAAAAGUGACAAGAGCUGUCAAGAGGCUGUGUGACGUGGUUUCCCCCUGCCAGGCAGCUGAUGCGGCUUCGACUGAAGAAGGAACACCCUGUGUUGCUCCAGCCUUGUCAGCAACCAGAGCUCCGUUCAGGGGGGUAACCCCUGACAUCUCCCACAGCAUCACAUCAGGUGAGUGAUUCACCACCAGUUUUGGCUUGAGUACUAAAGGACAUCCAGAACACCUGGUUUCAGCAGAAAAUUCUCUUGAGCCUGUGUUUUUAUCACAAAUGGAUUAUCCUAGAGAAGCUGCAGUACAAGAAGAUCCUUCCCUGCUUGUGGAAGAUAGUGGAAGACCUAAAGAUGAUGUGUUUAUUUCUCAAUAUGCUACUGGCCAGAAAGAGGCCUUGAGAGCAGUAUUAAAGCAAAAAACUCAAAAUGCUCCUGUACCUAAGGAAGUGAAAGUACAGCUCUUAGGAAAUGCCCACAUAGAGAAAAAGGAAAGUGUUGGGCCUGACACCAGGUCAGCACACAGUGAAGCUGAUUCUGCAACAGCCAUUGCAGCAGCAACUGCUGCUGCCAUUGCUUCUACAGCUCCACUUCUUAAAGUUCAGAAUGAUUUGGAAUCAAAAGUUAACUCAGUUGCAGCAUUACUUCAUAAACUACAGGAGACAAACAGACAUCUGCAGAGUGUUGCUGAACAGCAAACAGAUAGACAGACUCGGCACGAGAAACCCCACUGUCAUGAAAGAGUCCAUGAGCUUGAAAAACAAAUGAAUGCUUUCAUGGUGCAACGGAUUCAGCAUUUGGAAAAGUUACAGGAGCAACAAAUGGAAAUUCAGUCUCAUCUCAUUAGCUCUGCAGUCAACCCAGGUGGCUUACAGCGAAUUCCUAUACCUUCCUCCAGUCUCAUGGCAAAACAAUCUGAGAAGCCAGAAUGGCGGCUGCUUACAAACAGAGUGCCUUCAUGUCAGAGGGAUUUAUUUCCUGCCAGUGCCCAAGCAUAUUCAAGCCAAUUUCAAAGUCAUGGCAUUCAUACACAAAAAUCUCCUCCAAGGACACCAGUUCCUCGGAGAUAUGCUCCAGAACCUGUAUCAAAAACUGUGAAAAUCUCAAACAAAGGAAACCCUCUAACAGAAAAGGAAAAUAUUCAGAAAUCCACAAGUGAAGAUGAAGAGAGAGUCCAUGAGAGUGUUCUGAAUUCUCAAGAAAUGCCACUAAGGCAAACUGAGUCUUCUGAGAAGAUAGUAUUAAACAGAAAUAAAACGAGCUGGCAUUCUGAGAGAGACAGGAAUGCUGCUCUACAUGCAGACUCAUUUCCUGCUCUGGAGAGCUCCUUCCAAAAUGGCAGUGAUGUUGAGAGAGUGGUGAAAAAAGCAGAUGAUUUACUUACGGAUCUUGGCCGGUUGAGAGAAGAAAUGCACGAUGUGCUACAGGAAGCAAAUACAUGGAAAUCGGACAUGAAUGAUCUUUUUAAGUUAAAAAAACCCACUGCUGCAUCUGAUCUGCCUGAACAUCAUCAGCUCAAUAAACCAUCCAUCCUUCAAAGUGUUAAAGUGCCAACAUCUAUACUGAGGGAUGCUGAAAGGAUUUUGAGAGAAGUUCAGAACAAUAAAAAAGUUCUUGAAGAAAAUUUGGAUGCCAUUAUUCGUGCUAAAGAUGGAGAUGCCAUGUAUGCUUUUAUUAACGCCUUGACUGCAAACAGAGAUGAAUUGGAAGAGGUUUGUAUCAGAAGGAGUGUGGAUGAGUGGAUUAAGGCAAUCAGUGAAGAAAUCCAGGCUGAAAUGGCAAGAAAUGAUUCAGAACAGGUGAAAUGUGAUCAAAAGGUCCCAUGCAUCAAGAGAGCCCAAAACAUCAAGGCCAUGAAGACCAACAGAGAAAUUAAAGAAAAAAAUAAAAAAAUCCAAGGAUGCUCAACAAAGAAGCCUUUAUCUGCAGCUAAGUCAUUGCAGAAGCAAGCAGAAGAUAACACAAGAAAACAGAAGUUUAGAUCUUACUUUUCUUCUGAAAGUUUGAAGAGGAAAGAAGAAAUGGCAGCUGGUCCUGUGAAUGGAAGUGCGGCGACACAAAAUGAAGACUAUCUGUGCCGAGUUUAUGGGAAACCAGUUUACCAGGGCCAUCGUAGCACGCUUAAAAAAGCACCAUAUCUGAGAUUCAACUCUCCCUCUCCCAAAUCUAAAGUUCAAAGACCCAAGGUGAUAGAGUGUGUUAGAGGUACAAAGGUGAAGUCAGCAAGAACACAGACUAGUUCUCACACACAGAAAGUGGUAACCAGCCCUAGGAAGCAGCCUCCUUUAUACCCUCUUGCCCAGGAAAAUCAGUAUCUUUUUAGUCCAAGCCAAGAUGUGCCUGCUGUCCGUGGUCCACUUGAAGGUCACCUAAUUCCUAUGGCUAUUCCACUAGGUCAAACCCAAAUUAGUGACACCUCCCUGCAGCCUACUGGAGUAGUUAUUGGUAAACCACACCCUGUAACAGUUACAACCUCCCUUCCUCAAGUGCCACCAAAACCACUGGUUGAGGUAAAGAAGCCAAACAUAGCUGUAAUAGAAAUGAAAUCAGAGAAGAAGGAUCCACCUCAACUGUCUGUGCAGGUGUUACCCAAUGUAGAUAUUGACAGCGUUUCAAGUGACAGUGGGAGUGUAAACCACAUUCUUCCAGGCUCUGAACCUGCACAUACUCCUGUCAAUGCUGUAAUACAGACUCCAGAAGAUGUACAUAGUGAGGAGGAAGACACAAAGUUUCCAGGAAAUAAUUUAAUUGAUGUUACUGAUGUUAUGCAGGAUCAAGAAGAGGAGAGAGAUGAAAUUCCAGAAUUCUGUGAGCCUGUUCUGGAGCUCGAUGGACAGUUUAAAGUUGCCUCACCAAAAUACAAUGGUCCUUUGUUUCCUCCAGUGGCUUCUACUCCUCAGCAGUCUUCUGAUGUUUUGGAUGAACUGAUUCAGAGAAGAGAAACUAUAGAAAACAAGUUAAUAAAUUGGGUGGAACAAGAAAUAAUGGCAAAAAUUGUCAGUGGGAUGUGCCCAGUUCAGAAAGAAACAGUCCCCAGUGUGAGCACCUCAGAAAGUGAAGACAAUGAGACUGUAACCUCUGACAUUGUUGAAUUUGCAGGUGGUGGAGGAUUUCAACUCUUUAUUAAUGCUGGCUUGCCAGUGGACUCAGACAUGAUCAGUCAUUUGGUAAACGAAGCUCUCAGUGAAACAAUUGCCACUAUGCUGGGCAACAGGCAGGCUGAGAAAGCAGUUCCUGCUACAAAUGUUCUUCCAAGUACAAUGAUCACUGUGGAUUCUCAUGUGCCUACUCCAUUGCCAACACCCCAGGCCACACCACCACAAACACCACCUUCAGAAAAAGAAUUUCCCCCAGUCAAAACUCCAGAGUCUUCUCUGUCUCUUACAGAAAUGAGUGGGGAUAUUCAAGAACAUGAAAAAAUUAAAGAAGCAGGAGUUAAGAGUCCAGCUGCCACUAGUCGUGUUGGCACACCUGUGGUUACCCCUGUCAAUACACCUCCUAGAACAACCACGCCAAGCCCUCCUUCCUCAGAAUGCGUCUCCAAAGACACAAAAAUGGAAAGUCCGAAGCUUCCAAACCCAUGGGAUGAUGCAGAACUUCCCCUGGAAGAAGAAAAACCCAGUCCUGAAGAACUGUUUCAUCCCAAGGCUGUAGAAAUGUCAGUGGCUAAUGAUGAGGAACCACAGGCUUUGAUUUUACCACCUCAGCAUUCACCACCGAGGCUCCUUGAAUCACAUGGUGGUGAUCCACAGGUUCCAUCACCUGUGUCUACAGUUAGUUCUGAGCAGUCAACGCAGGAAGGUAGCCUUACCCUCACAGAAACAGAAACUGCAGACAGACCCAUCUCAGAAGGGGAGGUGCUCUUCAGCUAUGGACAGGUGCUGGCUGAAAGAGCCUUAGCAGAAGGAGGACUGUCUCUUCCAAACCAUGCUGAGAGCUUAACCAGUACUUUACAGGAUGCCAAUGAAAUGGAUUAUGAUCCUCCCAGUGAAGGGCAAGUGGUGAGAAGACCAGGUAAAGGCUUUCACAGGGAUCCUGUUCUGACUCUUUUAGCCAAAUUAAAUCAAGCACCAGUAACUGCACAAGAAGAGAUGUACCAUUUGGAGGAUUCUGAUGAUAGUGUCGGGGAGCUCAGUGAAGGCCAAAGACCGAGGCUGAUCAGAGCAGCAGAGAGAAUCCUGAUGGGACACUCAGUUUAUAUGGACCGUCCAACUGCUCAGACUUCUGAGAACAGACCGCUCCAGGCUUUCCGUUCCCUGUCACCAGGGGAGCUUGGCCAAACAGGAGCAGAAAUUCUUGGAGAUGCAGAUACAAGUCAUGGUCCAAUGCUGAUGGCUGAACUGGAAUCACAGCCACUUUCAAAUCCUGUUCUGCAGUCAGCCCAGCUAAGCUGCAGAGUGACAUCUGUCUCAGAGGAUCUGUCCCAGAAGGAAAGCCAAGGAGCUGCACAAGUUGAGGCUUUAAGAUCCCAAGUUGUUCAUGGAAGAAGCAAGUCUGAAGAGACACAACAAGAAGAUAUCCAUGGAGACAUAGAUUAGACACAUAUUGGCACAAAUAUUUAUCUCUCUUCUUUACUCACAGGAGAAGCUGCUGCUCCACAUUUAAAUUCAGGUGUUUCUGCAGCAAAGGUGUCGGUGAAGCUGCCUUCCAUGGACACAGAUAACCAAACACAGAGUGUGAGUAGUGUACACAGCACUUCAGAUUCUUCAGGGACAGACACAUUAGCUCCUGAUCAAAGAUAUUGGAGACGUGAUGGAUCAGGCCGACGGCACAGCUCCCGGAUGAGCUGGCAGUGUCCCGUCAAGAGGUUUAUCGUCUUCCUCCUCCAGGCAAUUGGUUUGCAGAUGCCUGAGUUGAUAGAAAAUAUGUUCUUCCAGGACAAUGCCUCCAUUAAAGAAGAUUAA
This is a messenger RNA of Indicator indicator, 5025 nucleotides long. RefSeq names its product KIAA0586 ortholog. Gene Ontology annotation, cellular component: ciliary basal body; centriole. The transcript has 36 exons. Lineage: Eukaryota; Metazoa; Chordata; Aves; Piciformes; Indicatoridae. Gene Ontology annotation, biological process: smoothened signaling pathway. The record is from RefSeq and is a predicted model, not a curated record.